Molecule: messenger RNA, 1423 nt
Organism: Ziziphus jujuba (common jujube)
Lineage: Eukaryota; Viridiplantae; Streptophyta; Magnoliopsida; Rosales; Rhamnaceae
Product: serine/threonine-protein kinase SAPK2
Exons: 9
Coding region: 236-1252 (338 amino acids)
Biological process (GO): intracellular signal transduction; protein phosphorylation
Molecular function (GO): ATP binding; protein serine/threonine kinase activity
Source: RefSeq, a predicted model, not a curated record
UCUAUCUCUCUAAAAUGACACUCAAGCCCAAACCAAACCCGGAUUCUUGCCUAAACCUCUUGUUUUAUUUUUGCUUCUUGUUUUUAGAUUUUAUGCUCUGUGUCUGUUUUUCAAAGUUCUUAGGAGGAGAACCCUGAAAGUACGGAGAAUAUAGAUAGAAAAAAAAAAAAAAAAAAAAGUAAAAGAAAAGCUAAAAACUUUGUGCUGAAAUUGUUAGCUUCUUUCCUGGAGAAAUAUGGAGCGGUAUGAGAUUGUCAAAGAUAUUGGGUCUGGGAAUUUUGGGGUUGCUAGGCUGGUCAAAGAUAAAUGCACAAGGGAGCUUUUUGCUGUUAAGUUCAUUGAGAGAGGCCAGAAGAUUGAUGAGCAUGUACAGAGGGAGAUUAUGAAUCACAGGUCACUGAAACAUCCCAAUAUUGUUAGGUUUAAAGAGGUCUAUCUUACACCAACUCAUCUAGCUAUUGUAAUGGAGUAUGCUGCGGGAGGAGAACUCUACGAAAGAAUUUGCAAUGCUGGCAGAUUUAGCGAGGACGAGGCCAGGUUUUUCUUUCAGCAACUAAUAUCAGGAGUCAGUUAUUGCCAUUCAAUGCAAAUAUGUCAUAGAGAUCUUAAGCUUGAAAAUACACUUUUAGAUGGCAGUACAGCACCCCGCGUAAAAAUAUGUGAUUUUGGAUACUCAAAGUCAUCUGUGCUGCAUUCUCAGCCAAAGUCUACUGUUGGAACGCCGGCCUAUAUUGCACCUGAGGUCCUAUCUAAAAAGGAAUACGAUGGAAAGAUUGCAGAUGUAUGGUCUUGUGGUGUUACCUUAUAUGUGAUGUUGGUUGGAGCUUAUCCAUUUGAAGAUCCUGAUGAUCCAAGAAACUUCAGAAAAACAAUUGGGAGAAUACUUAGUGUUCACUAUGCAAUUCCAGAUUAUGUCCGUGUUUCUAUGGAAUGUAGGCAUCUUCUGUCUCGGAUAUUUGUGGCAAAUCCAGAAAAGAGAAUAUCUAUACCGGAAAUCAAAAGUCAUCCAUGGUUCUUAAAGAACUUGCCUAUAGAACUAAUGGAAGGUGGAAGCUGGCAGAGCCGCGAUGUAAAUAACCCACCCCAGAGUCUUGAAGAAGUGCUGUCCAUAAUACAAGAGGCAAGAAUAUCUUUAGAGGUCCCCAAGAAUGGUGGGAAUUUGCUUGGAGGCAGUAUGGAUCUUGAUGAUUUGGAUAUGGAAGCAGACGUUGAAGAUAUAGAAACAAGUGGUGAUUUUGUGUGCCCACUUUGAGGAAAACUGUACAUUACCAAAACGUACUCAGCUGAGACACUUGUGUCUGAUCUGUAUAUUUUUUUCCCCUUCUGUAUUAUCUCUCUCUUCAAUUGGGCUGAUAAAAUGACCCUUAUUACGUGUGCUACAAACUUUCAUCAAAAUCUAAUUAGCUGUUUUUUCUUGUUUCAA